Rhagoletis pomonella (apple maggot) is the source of this 1818-nucleotide messenger RNA. RefSeq lists its product as uncharacterized. The transcript has 3 exons. The coding region runs from base 499 to 1818 and encodes 439 amino acids. Lineage: Eukaryota; Metazoa; Arthropoda; Insecta; Diptera; Tephritidae. Gene Ontology annotation, molecular function: catalytic activity. The record is from RefSeq and is a predicted model, not a curated record.
CUCUAGCGGUUGACCCGCACUCAGCGGAGACACUCGACAGGCUGGGAUACCUAGUCAAUUAUGGAUAUGGCAGGGUGCGAAUCCAUAAAAAAGGGAAGACGACUGAGUCGUCAGACCCGAAGGGUACACAGCCUGCUAUAGCCAGUUCCUCCUCCACUGCACAAAGUGCGUGCUUCAAAGAGGGACCUUGCGGUUCCAAGGACGUACCCAAGGGACUGCAAAGGUUACCUUCAGAGUAGUCAGGGGCAGCGGAGAAGGAAAAAGCACCUGUCCAGGAGUCCAUAGAGCGGCCCUGCUGCUCAGAAGACACUCCUGGCACGGAAAAGAGGGUACCUUCCAGCCCAGAGAAAUCAAAGGCCCCUUUCGCCCAAAAUCCCUUCCGUCCUCCGCUAAAUGCGAAUCGGAGACAAGGUCGAGGGGAGAUUUCAAUGGAGGAGAAGACCCUGAUGGCCACCAAUAGGGGGAAAAAGAUGGCCAAGCGGGCUUCAAGGCCGAAAAAUGGCAAACCCCCCAGGCGAUAGGCCUAGGCACAUCAAGUGCCUGCAAGUGAACCUCCAUCAUGUAAAGGCGGCCUCUGACGUCUUAUGCAGGAGGUUCAAAACAGAACUCUUGGAUGUCGCAUUCAUCCAAGAACCGUGGGUUUUCGCCGGGGCUAUUAAAGGCCUAAACGACUGUGAUGAGUUGACACAACAGGACUUAGCUGCUGUAUGGACUAAAGUGCCCACUCAAAUGGGAGAACAAGAGGUCGUUCUCGCUUCAGCUUACCUCCCAGGCGACAGCUGUGAGAUGCCCACAAGGGAAGUAAUAGCCCUAGAGGAGUACUGCAGAAGGAGAAAGCUGAAACUAGUAAUGAGCUGUGACGCCAAUGCCCAUCACUGUGUUUGGGGUAGCUCGGACACCAAUUCUAGAGGUGAGUCAUUUCUUGAAUUUAUCACUAGGAACAAUUUAUUUAUUCUUAACCGGGGUAAUGAGCCGACCUUUGUCAAUGCUAUAAGAGGGGAGGUUCUAGACUUGACAAUUUCCUCAACUAGCUUGUCGACCUUUUUCUCAAACUGGCAUGUCUCAAAUGAGGUAUCUAUGUCGGACCACCGGCAUAUUCGAUUCGAUAUAGAAGCCCAAAGAGUAACAAACCUUGUUUACAGAAAUCCCAGAAAAACAAACUGGGAACUCUUUCGCCUCCACAUAGAGCGGGAAGUGAAUGGUUCUACGGCACCAAUUUCAUCCGUCUAUGAACUUGAGGACGAGGCGAGAAAGUUCCAAGAUGUUCUUAAACAAGGUUUUGAAGAGAGCUGCCCACUGAGAACCAAGAAGUCUCAAAGGGAUGUCCCUUGGUGGAGCGAUUCUCUCGGAAAACUAAGGAAAAGAGCCAGGAAACUUUUCAAUAGGGCAAAGUCAACAGGUGACUGGACCGCCUACAAGUCAGCCCUAACCGCUUACAACUGUGAGCUCAGAAGGUCUAAAAGGGCUACGUGGCGUGAGCACUGCGGAAGUAUUUCCUCUCUUCCAGAGGUGCAUCGCCUUCAGAAGGCCCUAAAACUAGAUCAUCUGAAAGUCCUCUGCACUUUGAAAAGACCAGAUGUGCUUAACGAAUUUUAUGAUGCCACACAGUUCAUAAAACCCAUAGAUCAUAAAUAUAAAACACGAAGACGGGAAGAAGGACGCUUCCAGGUACCUAAAUUCAGGAAUGAGUACUCAAAACACUCACUUAGUGUCACAAUGCCGACUCUACUGAAUGAACUACCAGCAAACAACUUAAAUCUACCAAAAACACCGCAAGGAAAAACAUUAAUUAACAAUCAUUAUUUGAACUCAUUGUAA